Molecule: messenger RNA, 879 nt
Organism: Calypte anna (Anna's hummingbird)
Lineage: Eukaryota; Metazoa; Chordata; Aves; Apodiformes; Trochilidae
Gene: DDIT3
Product: DNA damage inducible transcript 3
Exons: 4
Coding region: 213-806 (197 amino acids)
Biological process (GO): intrinsic apoptotic signaling pathway in response to endoplasmic reticulum stress; positive regulation of intrinsic apoptotic signaling pathway; ER overload response
Cellular component (GO): cytoplasm; CHOP-ATF3 complex; CHOP-ATF4 complex
Molecular function (GO): protein heterodimerization activity; DNA-binding transcription activator activity, RNA polymerase II-specific; RNA polymerase II cis-regulatory region sequence-specific DNA binding
Source: RefSeq, a predicted model, not a curated record
CGCGAGGGCUGUUAAAAGCAGCGGUGCAGGGGGGAAGCGGCAGUCGCGGGAGCAGCGCGGGAUGAAGCGGAGCAGCAUGAGAGGGGGAGAGAGGCGGCGGCUGGAGUGGGGCCGAGGGCAGCUGGGACCGCCCGGGAAGGCAUCCAGGGGAAAGUCUGUCCUCGUCGGCCAUCACACCUGAGAACAGCCUCCACACUGGCCCGGAGGUGAGGAUGGCAGCCGAGGGGCUGACACCUGGCAGCACUCUGCCCGUCUGGGAGCUCGAAGCCUGGUACCAGGACCUGCAGGAGGUGCUGGCAGCAUCGGAGCCCUGUGGAUCUUCCCUGCCCUGGGGGUCUGAGCAGACCGAGAUGGCCCCGCUGUGGAGCACAGAGGGGGCUGGCAGUGACCCAGAGGGCUGCGAGCUGGACACUGCCCUGGCUGCAGAGCUGCUGGAGCUGGAGCGCACAGCUGGGUCAGAGCCACUGGGACUGCUGGACUUGGCCUCCAGCAGCAGCAGCCCCCCAGCCCAGGCAGGCAGAGGGGAGGAGGAGGAGGAGGAGGUGAGGGUGGCUGCAGGGCGUGGGGUGAAGAGGAAGAGGGGCAGUGGGACAGGGUCCAGCAAGGAGCUGGCCAAGCAGCACCAGGAACGGGCCAACGAGCAGCGGGUGCUGGAGCUGACAGCCCACAACGAGCAGCUGAGGGCAGAGAUCUGCAGGCUCAGUGCUGAGGUGGAAAGCACACGGGCAGCUCUCAUCGACCGCAUGGUCAACCUCCAAACUCCAACCCCCAGCAGCCACGGACUGCAGGGGCUCUGCACAGACUGAUGCUGGGGGACACACACGACUGCUUCCAGCUACCACUGUAUAUAUUUUGCAUUUUAUUACACACUUGUAACAG